AUGGCAUCGGUUGAUGAUUAUGAAAGUCUUCCAGAAUCUAUGCAUCCAGCUAUACAUAUGGCUGCUGGAGCACUAGCCGGUGUUGGUGAACAUUGUGUUAUGUAUCCAGUCGAUGUUGUUAAAACUCGAAUGCAAUGUAUUAAUCCUGAUCCCCAUGCAAAAUAUCGAGGAAUCGUCGAUGCUAUUAGAACAAUGAUGGCUAAUGAAGGCGUUUUUAGACCUGUACGUGGUAUGCAUGUUGUAGCUUUAGCAGCUGGACCUGCCCACGCACUUUAUUUUUCUUGUUAUGAAAAAAUGAAAGUAUUAUUUAGUGGAACUUCACAAGCUGGUCAUAGUCCAAUUGCUAAUGGAUUAGCUGGUUGUUUUGCAACUUUAUUUCAUGAUGCUUUGAUGGUACCUGCAGAUGCUAUUAAACAACGUUUACAAAUAUAUGCAUCUCCCUAUUCCGGUGCAGUUGAUUGUUUACGUAAAAUUCGUCAACGUGAAGGUCUAUCUGUACUCUACCGAAGUUAUACAACUCAAUUAACUAUGAAUAUUCCAUUUCAUUCAAUACAUCUUGUUACUUAUGAAUUAUUUCAAGAUUAUUUAAAUUAUACAAGACAGUAUGAUCCAUUAUCACAUGUUAUAUCAGGUGCUGGAGCUGGUGCCAUAGCAUCGGCAGUAACAACACCAUUAGAUGUUUGUAAAACAUUAUUAAAUACUCAAGAAUGUUGUUUAGUAUCAACGGGUGAACCAACAUGUGCUGUACCAAGAAUUUCAACAGGAAAUGGAAAAAAUGUAUUAGCUACUGAAAAAGCAAGAGGACUUGUAACCGCUGUUCGAGUCAUAUAUACUCAAGGAGGAUUAGCCGCAUUUUUUAAAGGUUUAACACCACGUGUUCUUUAUCAAAUGCCAAGUACAGCUGUUGCUUGGUCUUGUUAUGAAUUUUUUAAGCAUUCUUUUGCCGGAAAACCAACGAUAUUAUGA
Messenger RNA from Adineta steineri, 966 nucleotides. The record is from the annotation of a GenBank genome assembly. NCBI's taxonomy places the organism in Eukaryota, Metazoa, Rotifera, Eurotatoria, Adinetida, Adinetidae.